Messenger RNA from Colletotrichum siamense, 1080 nucleotides. RefSeq names its product putative lipid phosphate phosphatase 3. The transcript has a single exon. NCBI's taxonomy places the organism in Eukaryota, Fungi, Ascomycota, Sordariomycetes, Glomerellales, Glomerellaceae. The coding region runs from base 1 to 1080 and encodes 359 amino acids. Gene Ontology annotation, molecular function: phosphatidate phosphatase activity. Gene Ontology annotation, biological process: phospholipid metabolic process. The record is from RefSeq and is a predicted model, not a curated record.
AUGGGGUCCAUCAGAGUGGCCAUAUCUUACGCCUUCGACUGGGCAAUUCUCCUUGUCUUUGCAGUCGCGGGAUACAUUCUAGGGAAUCUUACACCGCAAAAGCGCCCUUUCAACUUAGGAAACCCCGACAUCAGCUUUCCUCUCUAUGACGACACCGUCUCCAUCACGAACGCAUUUCUCAUCUGCAUCGUCGCACCUAUACUUAUCAUUCUUGUCGUCUCUCUGCUCUUCGUACCGGGCUCGACAGUUCCCCCAGGCACGCCGAAGUCCAUCAUCUGGAGACGAAAGCUCUGGGAGAUCCACGCGGGAUGGCUGGGUCUCAUCUUCUCCGUAAUCGCGACAUGGUUCAUCGUGAGCACGACCAAGAACCUCCUCGGAAAGCCACGACCGAAUGCCAUCGCGCGCUGCCAGCCGGACCUCGAUAAUAUCGCCCAGUACAUCGUUGGUGGCGUGGCGGCAACCACUUCAUCGACACCGGGACAGCUAGUAUCGGCCGAUAUCUGCAAGAAUCCUGACGCUAGUGUUGUCAACGACGGCUUUCGUAGCUUCCCAUCUGGACAUUCCUCGAUUGCGGCGUCGGGUCUUGUCUACCUUACGUUUUUCCUGGCAAGCAAGUUUGGAGUUACAGCUCCUUGGGCACCUCGAACCGAAGGCUUGACAGAACAGAGCCACUCAGCAUUCCCUUCUCGCAUUGUGGGAGACAUUGAGAUGCAAGGAAGCGACGCGAAUUCGGCACCCCGAGAACCCACAAACAACCGACCGAUAUCUUCCGUCCGAAGACAGGCUGCUGCUCCACCUAUCUACCUGGUCCUUCUGACUAUGGUCCCCUUCUGCGUAUGCAUCUUCAUCUGUGCUUCCAGAUGGUUCGACUUCAUGCACCACGGCGUUGACAUCUUCGUGGCGUUCGCCAUCGGCUCGGUAACAUCAUACUUCGGUUUCCGCUUCUACCAUCUGCCCAUCGCACAGGGGGCCGGAUGGGCUUGGGGACCACGCAGCGAGGAUGCGGCUUUCUGGGCUGGAGUUGGAAGACAGGGAUACGGGCAUGGAAUGGACAAAGGCCGUCACUACUACAUGGGCUAA